Messenger RNA from Pristis pectinata (smalltooth sawfish), 1305 nucleotides. RefSeq names its product ADP-ribosylation factor-like 2 (gene arl2). Gene Ontology annotation, molecular function: GTP binding; GTPase activity. Gene Ontology annotation, cellular component: cytoplasm; microtubule cytoskeleton. The coding region runs from base 61 to 615 and encodes 184 amino acids. Lineage: Eukaryota; Metazoa; Chordata; Chondrichthyes; Rhinopristiformes; Pristidae. The transcript is spliced from 5 exons. Gene Ontology annotation, biological process: protein folding. The record is from RefSeq and is a predicted model, not a curated record.
GCGGCCGCAGCCAGUGAGGGCAGUGCGGAGGCGGGAGCGAGGCGCGGCGGCGGCGGCGGGAUGGGGCUGCUGAGCAUCCUGAAGAAAAUGAAGCAGAAGGAACGCGAGGUGCGGCUGCUGAUGCUCGGCUUGGACAACGCUGGGAAAACGACCAUCUUAAAAAAGUUUAAUGGAGAGGAUAUCGACACCAUUUCGCCCACGCUGGGGUUCAACAUCAAGACUCUGGAGCACAGAAACUUCAAGCUGAACAUCUGGGACGUGGGAGGGCAGAAGUCGCUGCGGUCCUACUGGAGGAAUUACUUCGAGAGCACGGAUGGGCUGAUCUGGGUGGUGGACAGUGCCGAUCGCCUCCGACUCGAGGACUGCAAGAGGGAGCUCUCCGUGCUGCUCCGGGAAGAGAGACUGGCCGGAGCUACACUCUUGGUGUUUGCGAACAAGCAGGAUCUGCCUGGAGCACUCUCAUCAGAUGCCAUUAAAGAUGCCUUGGACCUGGACAGCAUUAAGACCCACCACUGGUGCAUCCGAGAUUGCAGCGCCGUGACUGGGGAGAACCUGCUGACCGGAAUCGACUGGCUGAUGGACGACAUCUCCUGCCGGAUAUUCACCGCGGACUGAGCCGGCCCCGCAGCCGUUCGAUCUGCCCCCCUCACCCCGAAGGACUGCUGCGCUGAUCCCCUCCUUCCCGCGGUCCCGAGGGCUCUGGGGCACACUGCUUGGCUACAUUGGGAUGGACUGGUGAGAGCAACAGCUCUGCACUGGGUGAUCUGAAAGCGGAGUGUGGGGGGUGGGUGCGGGGGGCAGAGAAAAGAUUAAUUCCCACCUGCAGAAUCCCUUGAUUUUUUAUGAGCCCUCAGUGUUAAAUUGUUUUUUGACAGGACAGUGAUGUGGGGUGCGGUUGGUUCUGAAAAGCUUGAUGAACCACAAGUGUGACUGUGGCAAAUAAUUUUUGAUCUGUAUUCAGUGGCUCUGUAAUUGGAAACAGCAGGACCUUCUCCUUUUAGUUUAAUCUUUCACAUAUUCUCAUUCUCUCCCUCCUUUAUCUCUCCACCCCCCCCCCCCCCAUACUUUCUCUCCCUCUCUCCCCCUCCUGCACCACCUCACAUCCUCCAUUUGGCAUGCAGAGUGUGAUUACCGGCUUGCCAAAUGUGUCUAUCAGCAGUUUUCUUUCGUGUUCGUCGAGUGCAGUGUCCACUGUGGCUUUUGGAAGGCCCAGGUCCACCGAAGGUUUAAACCCCACGGGCACCAUCACAUGCUUAAAUUAUUUUGUAACAUAGAAUAUUAAAUUUAAAGAGUUUAAAGUGGCAA